AUGGAAGGAGAAAGUACCCUUCACAGUGGAGAGAAACCAUACACGUGUUCUGUGUGUGGGCAAGCCUUCAGCCGAUCAUCUAGCCUAUGGAAACACAAAUGCAGACACACUGGCGUGAGACCGUGGAAAUGUGGGGACUGUGAGAAAAUGUUCUAUGACCAGUUUGAGCUUGCAAAUCAUCAGCGCAGUCACAGUACGGAGAGACCAUUCAACUGCUCCGUGUGCAGAAAGGGAUUCACUACUUCAUCCAACCUGCUGGAACACCAGCGAGUUCACGCUGGGGAGAGACCGUUCACCUGCUCCGAGUGUGGGAAGGGAUUCACUCAGUCAUCUCGGCUGCUGACACACCAGCGAGUUCACACUGACGAGAGACCUUUUAAAUGCCCAGACUGCGGAAAGUGCCAUAAAAGUUCUGGGGAGCUGAUGCGCCAUCAGCACGUUCAUUCUGUUGAGAGACCGUUCAGGUGCUCUCACUGCGGGACUGGGUUCAAGGCAUCGUAUGAUCUCACAGUUCAUUGGCGAAUUCACACAGGGGAGAGGCCGUUCACCUGCUCCGAGUGUGGAAAGGGAUUCACAACCUCAUCCAACCUGCUGAGGCACCAGUGCACUCACACUGGGGAGAGGCCGUUCGGCUGCCUCGAGUGUGGGAAGAGAUUUGUUUGUUCGUCCACCCUGCUAAGAGACCAGCGGUUUCACACUGAGGAGAGACCAUUCAGCUGCUCCAAGUGUGGGAAGGGAUUCACUACCUCAUCCAACCUGCAGAGACACCAGAGAGUUCACAAGUAACGACAAUGAUUGGAUUUUUCUGUUAAUCCCAUCCAGGACUGAAUUUGGUUCAUUAGGGUCUGUUUCUGCUGAUGUUAAUGAACU
This is a messenger RNA of Carcharodon carcharias (great white shark), 870 nucleotides long. Its product is annotated as gastrula zinc finger protein XlCGF17.1-like. The coding region runs from base 1 to 786 and encodes 261 amino acids. The record is from RefSeq and is a predicted model, not a curated record. NCBI's taxonomy places the organism in Eukaryota, Metazoa, Chordata, Chondrichthyes, Lamniformes, Lamnidae. The transcript has a single exon.